GCUCUCAUACGCUCCAGACCCUUCAGUACGUUUCACACUCGGUGGUCUCUGGUCUUGUGAUAGUGUUCGGAUUCGUUUCCAUGAACCUUUUAAAAACAAGCCCACAUAAACAUUUGGAUGAUAUCGAUCGUGGUCCCGAUGGUCUGAAUUUUGAAUCUGCACGGCGUGUACGCACUAUGCCUUGCAAUGACCUGAACAAUUCUCAUUUCACCCAUCAGUUCUCCGAAACGUUGUCCAUAGUAAACGACUCUUCGAUCGAAACUUGUGCGCCACCAAACGGUCCUUCAAAAAACUUUGACGGUUGUUGCAAAGCUCGGCACAGGAUUUUUAAUUCUUCUUCCCUUCCUAAACAUUCCGCAUUUAAUUCAUGCACAGCUUCCGACAGCCCACGGAAAACUGUCCUCGUUCAACCUUCUGACGGAAAGAAAUUCAAAAUCAAUUCAAGAUCAAGCGUGAGAAAGCAAAAACCUCCUGUGAGUGGUAUACCGCUGAUCAUUUCUAUGAGACUCGUCGAAUGAACCAGAUUUGCUGUUUAAUUUUUCAUUCUCUAUCCCUACUUUGUAUAAUUCCAUUUCCGCCUUGGUAGAAAAGGCAUCUACUUUGGUGGAUGUAACUCAGCGAUUAGCCUAAUUAUUGUAGGUGUUUACACUGACUUGAUAGCCUGGUGGUGCUGUGCCACGUUAUUCGCUGACCACAUCUGAUUGAAGUUCGCAUAAUUGCUGUGACCAAAUUUUUUAACCUGGCCGAAGUAAAUAUCGAUAAACAAAGGACAUUUUUAUUUACUUUCGUUCAUGUCUAUCUAGGUGUACGUACUUUGAGAAGCUACUCAAGUUGGACAUGUUUUCGAUGUAAUACAGGCGAUUUCUGGGUGUCCUGUUCCUCACCUAUCGCAUAGUAACAGGUCAGAUCGGCCCUGAUAUAUCUCGACUGUUCCAUCCUACUUGGGUGCUAACUCUUAGUGGUCAUCCACUGAAGUUGAACAAACCCCGUUCGGACGGGUUGGAAGUGAUUCUCGGUUAUCACGCCGGGUUAUACUCUUGGAAUGCUCUGCCUGCUGCAGUAGUGAUGGCACCAACAGUGAACCAGUACGAGCGUCGAUUUGACGCCCUUAGUCUACAGUUUAAAACCUGCCCAUCUUAGCUUUCCGCUUUUCUGUUGUUGCUUGCUCCUCUUUAACUUUCUGUUUUUCUUUCAAAAUUAUUACAUUCAUCGCUCCAGUUCGCCUUAUUUUUAUUCUUCCACUUUUUCUUCAUUUCACACAUCCGGCACUGCGGGGACUGCUAGUGCUGGGCACUUGAGCAGUUUUCUUGAUCUAGUGUGUACCCUGCGUGUUCAUUUAGCUCCUUGCAGAUCGUUCCACAAAUUUCACUCUGGGAUCAUCGGCGCUUUACAAAGUGGAACAAUUCCAGUCCCACUUAAAUUUGAACUUGAAACCCCGUGCUUAGUGGAUGCCGCUUUGCAUGGUCCUUACAUCGAGUCGUUUAUCACACACGCUUUGUGGACCAAGGGUACUUUGCCGCUUGAUGAACUCGCGUUAAUUCAUUCUUGCAUUCUCACGACCGGUGGCCGGAAGGAAUGCGUGUCUGCUCUGCAGCCACAUGGGUCACCGUUUCGAACUUCCGCAUGUUCGGGUGAUCUCGCAGUAUCCGUAGCCUGCGCGGGAAUGGUAGUCGCGUAAUAGCGAAGCAUUGGUGCACGCAUCUGCAUAGUUUUUUCAUGAAGUUACAACUAUUUUUAUACUCAGGUCUGCACGAAACUUAAUAUGUGACAAUUCGGAUGAUUGUUGUUUUAAAGCAGGAUUUUAUUGUUGUGCUUUUUUCUAUAGAACGAAGUUCAUAGUUCACUCCCAACGUCCUCAUGAUUAAUCAUCAUCAUCUUCAUUAUAUACGUUUGCUGGAGGUGGGAAACACCUCAGUUACUGUGCCGCAAUACA
This is a messenger RNA of Dicrocoelium dendriticum, 1933 nucleotides long. NCBI's taxonomy places the organism in Eukaryota, Metazoa, Platyhelminthes, Trematoda, Plagiorchiida, Dicrocoeliidae. The record is from the annotation of a GenBank genome assembly.